UCUUGGAGUCAUGAAAAGAAAACACACAAGAAAAAAAAGCUAUAAUUUAUUAAAAAAGAAAGGUAUCUCUCCUCAUGUUUUUCCGCAGCAUUUUUCUCUCCUCCAAACGCUAAAAACAGACAGACAGAAAGUAAACAAACAAAAUAAUCACGAAUCUGCUCAUUGUGACCAAAGGGAAAGAAGAAGAAGGAAACACAAGAUGGAGACCUCUCCUCGUUGUUUGGUUUCUUUCCUUCAGAUUCUCAUCCUGUCUGGAUUCGCCUUGUCUCUUCCCCUCUCCCAUGAUGCAUUGGAAACACACGCAGCCACGAGCCGAGCUCUUCUGCAGGCAAAGAUGCCGUGCAAAGAAGAUUUUGCGAACAAGAACUACACGGUGAUAACGAGCAGAUGCAAAGGGCCAAACUACCAGGCGGGGAUGUGCUGCGAGGCGUUCAAGGAGUUCGCAUGCCCAUUGGCCGAAGCCAUAAAUGACGACAAGACGGAUUGCGCCACCACCAUGUUCAGUUACAUCAACCUGUACGGACGUUACCCUCCGGGGAUAUUUGCCAACAUGUGCAAAGAGGGCAAAGACGGUCUUGACUGCUCCAAUGUCACCACCUCUUCCUCUUCUUCUUCCUCCAUUCCCCUUUCCUCCUCCACUCUUCUCUCCCUCUCUUUUCUCCUCCUCUUCUUCUUCUUCUUCUGAUGUCUUCAUUUCAUCUUGUUUGCUCGCCACUAGUAGGAACGUUUCUGCCGGUCUAUUGUAUGACAUAUCCAAGGGUGCAAAAUGUACACGAUUUCACCUGUUAAAACCGUUCUGAAAAUUGCAUUGUGGUGGCAUGGCACAUAGCUUCAACUAUGCCUAUGUCCAUUGCUGCAUCUGUCGCUA
Messenger RNA from Tarenaya hassleriana, 868 nucleotides. RefSeq names its product GPI-anchored protein LORELEI. The transcript is spliced from 3 exons. The record is from RefSeq and is a predicted model, not a curated record. NCBI's taxonomy places the organism in Eukaryota, Viridiplantae, Streptophyta, Magnoliopsida, Brassicales, Cleomaceae. Bases 11 to 685 code for a protein of 224 amino acids.